Messenger RNA from Drosophila miranda, 4142 nucleotides. RefSeq names its product protein transport protein Sec24A. The transcript has 10 exons. Gene Ontology annotation, biological process: intracellular protein transport; endoplasmic reticulum to Golgi vesicle-mediated transport; COPII-coated vesicle cargo loading. Gene Ontology annotation, molecular function: zinc ion binding; SNARE binding. The coding region runs from base 196 to 3717 and encodes 1173 amino acids. NCBI's taxonomy places the organism in Eukaryota, Metazoa, Arthropoda, Insecta, Diptera, Drosophilidae. The record is from RefSeq and is a predicted model, not a curated record. Gene Ontology annotation, cellular component: endoplasmic reticulum exit site; COPII vesicle coat.
AUGUUUUCAAACAGACGGUCACACUGAUUGACGAAGCCUCAAAAUUUUUUGUUCCUUUUCGGGCUUGCAAAAAUUCUUAAAAUUUUAUAAUUUGUGAUUAGCGUUGCACAGCAAGUUAGUUUAACAGCCCAUAGACGUUGGCGUCCAUAAACCUCCCCACAAACGCGAAAGACGCCAAUCGUAUGUAUUAGCAGAAUGUCCGCCUACAAUCAGAACUUUGUGCCACCAGCCGCCGCCCCUGCGAACGGCAACCAGGGCAGCAGUCUGGUCAACGGUCUGCCCGGAGCAGUCCCGGCAGCAGCACAGCAAUAUCUCCAGCAGAAGCCACAGCUACAGAAAUUCCAGCAGCCACCAGUCCCGUAUCCAGGGAGCAGCAACAGCAGUCAACCGCCGCCGUUGCAGUUCAACAGCAAUAUUGUGAACAAGUUUCUGCCGCCUUCCUCGACGGGUGCCAACAAUGGGGCGCCUCCGCCCAGCACUCUGCCGUCUCAUUUGCGUCCGCCCACCGCCAACGGACCGACGACCCUAACGAAUGGCAGCAACGGAGCGAACAGCGCCAACUCGUCGCGCACCGCCUCGCCAGGACUUAUGAGUGUUCCUCAACAGGGAGGGGCGCCGCCGAUGCCCCAGAAUACCCAAUAUGCGCACGGAGCUCCCCCACCAGCAGCACGACCAAUACAGCCCCAAUCUGUGGCCAGUCUGACGAGCAAUAUGCACCAAAUGAAUCUGAAUCGGACCAAUGGACAACAAUCGGUUAAUACUGCGCCGACGCCGCAGCAGCUGCAGCAGUUGCCACCACAACAGCAGCAGCAGCAUCAGCAGCCGCUAGCGAACCCCAUGACUGGGCCGUUUAUAAGGAACAAGCCCCCCAAUCUGAAUCCUAGUGCGUCGAGAGUGAUCGGCAGUCCACCGACGGGUGGUGCCCAGCCAGUGCCCGUGCCAGCGUCAGGCCAAAGAAUCAUGUACGGUGGCACGACUGCGAGCAAUGAUCAGCAGAACAACAAUCUUCAAAGGGCUGCACCGCCGCCUGGAGCAGGAACCGCCUGGCCGCCAAGUCUCCCAAAGGCAGCAGUGCCUGUAAUUCCGCCCCCAAUGCAGACGCAGCCUCAGGCACAGUUAGCGUCGUUCGCUCCGCCGCAGCCACAACCUCAGGCACAGUCUGCGCCGUUCGCUCCGCCGCAGCUGUAUCAGUAUGGCCAGGCCUGCCAGCAGCCGCUGCAUCAACCGCCGCUACCACAGCAGCAGCAGCAGGCAGCACCGCCCCCUGGCAUGUUCGGAGCUCAGACCAGGAGCACGCCUUUGCAGUACCAGUCGCAGCCACCGCCUCCGUCGAUGCAAACGCAAGGACAGCAUGCCUACGCCCAGCCUCAGCCAACGUCCGGUCCACCGCAGCUUGGCGCACCGGUUCCGUUGAAUGUUGCCCAGCAGGGAUUUAGUCGGCUCUGGGGCCAGGACACCAUCGACCUGAUGCAGAACAGACACAUCCUCUCGCCGGCCACAUUGCCGGCGCCCAAGGUGGUGUUGCACAAUCAGUUCCACGAGUCGAUCAACUGCAGCCCCAGCAUUAUGCGCUGCACCGUUACGAAAAUCCCCGAGACCAAUUCGCUGCUGCAGAAGUCGCGGCUGCCUCUUGGCAUAGUGAUUCAUCCGUUUCGCGAUGUGAACAAUCUGCCCGUGAUACAGUGCAUCAACAUUGUGCGCUGCCGGCUGUGCCGCACGUACAUCAAUCCCUUUGUCUAUUUUGUGGACAGCAAGAUGUGGAAGUGCAACCUCUGCUAUCGCGUGAACGAGUUGCCCGAAGAGUUCCAGUUCGAUCCGGCCACCAAGACCUACGGCGAUGUGACCCGACGGCCAGAAGUGCGCUCCAGCACCAUUGAGUUCAUUGCGCCGUCGGAGUACAUGCUACGUCCACCGCAGCCGGCCAUGUAUCUGUUCCUCUUCGACGUGUCAAUCAUUGCCCAGCAGAGCGGCUACCUGGAGGCGGCCUGUUCGGUGCUCAACCGGCAUUUGGACGAGAUGCCAGGCGAUGCUCGGACUCAGGUGGGCUUCAUCUGCUACGACAGCUUCGUGCACUUCUACAGCAUGGCUGAGGGUCUGAAUCAGCCCCACGAGAUGACGCUGCUGGACAUUGACGAGCCCUUCCUGCCGCGUCCCGACAGCCUCCUGGUGAACCUCAAGGAGUGCAAACAACUGGUGCGAGUUCUCCUCAACCUUCUGCCCAAACGAUUCGGCUACACACAUGAUCCCGGCUCUGCUCUGGGUUCCGCCUUGCAGGUGGCCUUCAAGCUGAUGCAGUCGUCUGGUGGACGCAUCACCGUCUUUCAAGCGUGCCUUCCCAACAAGGGACCCGGCUCUCUAGAGCCGCGCGAGGAUCCCAACAAUCGCUCGGCUAAGGAUGUGGCACACCUGAAUCCGGCCACGGACUUCUACAAGCGCUUUGCGCUAGAGUGCUCUGGCUACCAGAUUGCCUGCGACCUCUUCCUGAUGAACCAGCAGUACAGCGACAUGGCGACCAUUUCUGGCAUCAGCAAACACAGCGGCGGCUGUGUCCACCAUUUCCCGCUGUACCAGAAGACCAAGCAGCAUAUGGUGGACUCGUUCAGGAUGUGCUUCAAGCGCUAUCUGACACGGAAAAUUGGCUUCGAGGCGGUGAUGCGCAUCCGUUGCACUCGCGGCCUGCAGGUUCACACAUUCCACGGCAACUUCUUUGUGCGCUCCACGGAUCUGCUGUCGCUGCCCAACGUUAAUCCGGAUGCGGGCUACGGAAUGCAAAUUUCGUACGAGGAGAGCCUCACCGACGUCAAGACGAUCUGCUUCCAGGCAGCGCUUCUCUACACGAACAGCGAGGGCGAGCGACGCAUUCGGGUGCAUACGGUGUGCCUGCCGGUGACGUCGUCGCUGCCCGAGGUUAUGCACUCCGCCGACACGGAGGCGAUUAUCGGGCUGCUGUCCAAGAUGGCCGUGGAUCGGUCAAUAGCCUCGAAUCUGUCCGAUGCUCGUGACGCCUUCAUCAAUGCAACCAUCGACGUGUUCAAUGCAUUUAAGAUUGCACAAAAUCUGCCCUCCGGACAGUCCGGCCAACUGAUUGCUCCCCGUAGUCUGGCCCUGAUGCCUCUCUACAUCUUAGGGCUGCUCAAGCAUCCUGCUUUCCGUGUGGGAACUAGCACGCGUCUGGAUGAUCGUGUGUAUGCCAUGGACUGCAUGAAGACCAUGCCGCUGGAUCAGCUGAUGAAGUUUGUAUAUCCGGAGCUGUACAAGAUUGAUGUGCUCAUCUACCAUGCCCGCAACUCCAAUGCGAGCACGACUGAAGAAGACGACGAGGAGGAUCCGCUACCGGAAGUGCCACGCCUGCAAUUAUCUGCGGAGCACCUGGACUCUCGUUCCAUAUUCCUGAUGGAUUGUGGCCAACUGAUAAUGCUCUAUGUCGGCCUCAAUGUGCCACCCGAUGUCCUGGAGGCAGUGCUGGGCAUCAGCUCAACUGCGGAUCUGGGCGACUACGUGUAUGGAUUGCCUCAUAUUGUGAGUGCCGAGUACGAUAUACUGCAGCGCUUUUUGUUGCGCCUCAACUACGACAAACCCUAUUCGGCGCUGGUACAGAUAAUCAGAGACACGAGCACGGCCAAGGGUCAGUUUAUUGAGAGAUUAACCGACGAUCGCAGUGAAUCGAGUUUAUCGUACUAUGAAUUCUUGCAACACAUUCGGGCUCAGGUUAAAUAGUAUAUAAGCAGAGAAUCCUACUAUAAUUGCAUACAGCGAGUCUACGACUCUGGUGUCUAAUGGCAGGAAAUACGAGUGGAGAACAUUAUAUGGGAUAUAGGCAGACGAGAUGCAAUUACAAGGACCAGUUGUCUGAUCCACUACCCUCACAUCCUCACCCUCCCCUCAAUCGCGUAACUUUUAAGUGCAUGUAUUUAUUUAUUUGUUGAUUUACUGCACUAAAAUCACUCAAAAAAUUGCAACAGAAAAGAUAAAAGGUAAAAGAGAGUUAUGUGUAUCUUGUCACAAUUGAAACUAGAUCGAACACAAGUCAGGCUAACCAGUCAGUAGACCCUCCCGCAAGCGGACAUGCAAUGUUAUUUAUUAUAUUAUAUAUUAUAUUAUAUUAUAUGUAUAUGUUAUACAAUAAACAGAAUCCACACACA